This is a messenger RNA of Rotaria socialis, 1776 nucleotides long. NCBI's taxonomy places the organism in Eukaryota, Metazoa, Rotifera, Eurotatoria, Philodinida, Philodinidae. The record is from the annotation of a GenBank genome assembly.
AUGCAGCAUUCUCUACUUUCGCAUAUUUUAGUAGCAUGUCUACUUUCAGCAGUGCCCAUCAAAAGUGAAGAUGGUUAUGGCAUGUACUAUUAUACUUUUGAUAAUGACACAUUAACAGCGAGUUGUACGAAGCCAGAGCCCUUAAUAUUUCGUUUAAUGUUUGACUUUUUAACCAUGGUGAAAUCCGAAUCGGAUAUAGCAAUGGAACAGUGUGUGCUAGAUGGAAAAGGACCUGGCUUCACUUCACCACCCAUAUUUGCACGAACUAUAUUUGCAGCUACAACUAUUGCCUAUAACACCUAUGCACGAUAUAGUCAACAUGCCAAACCAGUGACAAUGUAUGACGAAUGGACACGUAUGUCACAGACACAGCAAAAAGUGCCAGAUUGUAUCUAUAUUUACGGGUUUUAUCAAAUUGCAAAUUUUAUCAUGCCUGAGCAAAUGACGAAUUAUUCAUUUAAACAAAAAUAUGAAGAAACGUUCCAUUGUAACUUAACGGAUAUAUUAGCUAAUGCGGAUUCAGAAUUAGGAUUGGUACAGAGGGAUGUAGAUCAAUUAAAAUUACAGUUGAAAACUGAUGGAUUCAAUCAAGAUGGAUGCUAUGCUGAUAAAACUAAUUUCAGAACAAUCAAUCCGCCAUGCAGAUUUGACAAUAGAUCAACAGUGGCAAUAUGUCGAAAUUUUACACAUACAUACACUACAAUUUGGAACUAUGGUGAAAUUGUGAAAACUGACUUUAUUGACAGUCCUCGUACACCAGUUUUUCCGCAAGCUCAGCAAGCCAGGCCAUUUUCCUUGGGGAGGUUAUAUGAUUAUUUAGCCCCACCAUUCUUCGAGGCGCCAGCCUUUGAGAAUGGCACAAUGAUGAACUUAACUGAUCAAUUUUUGCACUUAAUAGAUGUGCAGAAGGAUUUAGGUGCUGAUCAUGAUAAACCGAAAUUAAUAGCCGAAUAUUGGGCCGAUGGUCCAAAAACAACAGGUACACCUGGCCAUUGGCAAUCUAUUUCGUUGAAUAUUAUCCGACGUCUGUGCUAUGAUAAUGACGAUGCGCUCAAACUUCUUUUUGCAGUUAGUGCUGCUACUUAUGAUGCAGGUUUGGCUGCUUGGCAAAAUAAACGCUUAUAUAAUUCAGUGCGCCCAGCAACAUUUAUUCCUACAGAAUAUAUCGAUGAAUCAUUUCAACAUCAGUUUGUAGGUAUGUACUGUAAUUUUGAGGAUAUUAUUGGAUGGCAAUGGUCUCCGUAUCAAGAAGAUCAUGUGAUCACGCCACAAUUUCAAGAAUAUAUCAGUGGACAUAGCACAUUCAGUCGUGCCGCCUCAUUUGUUCUCGAGAAGAUUACUGGUAGCCCAAAUGUUCCAGGCAAUUUAUCAGUGACAAUUAAAGCUGGUAAAUCACUAUUUCAACCACAAUGUAAUAAAUCGAACACGGCAUGUUAUAGAUCAUGUCGGGUAGAUAGUUCAUUGGAUUCAGAAAACAACUAUAUACCAAAAGUAGAUGUAACACUUGGUCCAUGGAAAACUUAUCGCGAUAUAGCGAAUGAAGCAUCAAUAAGUCGAAUCUACGGAGGUAUACACGUCGCGUCUGGUGACAUACAAGGUCGAAUGGUCGGACAAAAAGUGGGUGAAGCAGUUUGGGCCAAGGUAUCCGACUUAUUUAAUGAUGCUGGCCCGGUACCUACAAGUCAUUCAAACAAAUUGCGAUUUCACUGUUUCUUUUAUUUUACAGCAUUAAGCUAUUGUUAUUAUUAUUAUUAUUAUUAUGGAAAGAACUUCUAG